AACUUUGCGGCAGGUGAAAGGUUUUGGUCGCUAGGUGGAAGUUGUUAUACUACUUCUAUAUUGCAACGUUACCAACAUGGCAUUUUUAAAAAAUCAUUAAUUUCCCUGUAUUCUGCUAAAAUUGUGCUAGUGAAGGUGGGUUUUGAAGUCUGGUUUUGAGCAGACUCCUAGAAAUUUGAAAUUGACCUGGCAAGCCUGUCCCUGCCUGAGCGUGAUCACCACUGAAGUAGCUGUGCAGCACGUGUUUUAAGGAAGAGGAGGAUGGUUGCAGAUGUUUGCAUUCAUGCAAGAAGGUAAGCUAUUAACUAAACUGUUAACCAAUAUUUUAGCUAAAAUUGUAUUUGGUGUAUUGACAAGCAAUGCAUGUUCUCGUUGUCUUUAUUUUUAAUGAAUUAAUGUCAGUCAUGUAUGUCUUUCGGUGGAAUCCAACAUGCAUUGACAUGUCUGAAAGCCGCAUUGUGUCAGAUAUACUGCGUCAUGACAGAUUGAAAUUGGCAGGUUUAUCCAAACAAUUCAUUAAUGCGCAAUUGUUACUUUGCAUGUUUCUACCUUAUAGUUAUUUGUGGCUUGCUAACGGUUAGUGUGCUAGCUAACUGUUAGCGUGCUAGCUAACGGUUAGCGUGCUAGCUAACGGUUAGCAUGCUACCCAUGCUAGUUAAAAAAUAAUAAUAUGCUAGCUAUGGUUGCAAGCUAGCUAAUAAGUUUAGCAUAAUUGGUAAACGUGUCUUUGAUUCAGAAUACAUGAUUGUGGUUAACAAUGUUACAUGCAUUGGAAAAUAAUAUUGCUAUAGUGUAACAAGCUAGCAAGAAAAGCCAGUUCCUUUUCAUCUAUUUUGUCAAGUUAUAAGCCUGUAUGUGUGUUAAAAUAUUUAAACCCCCUCAUUAAAUUCAUGUAUUGAAGUUGCGCCCGUUUUUUAUAGCCCUUUCUUACCCAAAUACCGUUUUUUACAUUGAAAUAAUUCAGAUGAAAAUAAGAAAUAUGUUAAACUAAUUAAGAAAUAAGUGACCAGAUUUUUUUUAUUGAAAACCAUGGACAUUAGUUUGGGUGGGGGGAGGGGCGUGGUGCGGUUCCUAGUUCUUUUUUUUUUUGCACAUAAAAGAGUGAAACACCACAACAAGAAUAAGGGUUGUGGAAAGUGUCAAUUUUGGUAGGACUGUGACAAUUCACUGUCUUGAAAAAUACAUACAUACAAUACAUACAUAUAUUGGCAGAUUCUUUAACCAAAUCCCUAUUUCUUACACAGAUUUUUUAAGAUCUAAAACAUAAUGGAAGAUAAGAGUCCAGGAACCUACAAAGUAACCAAUGCGGCACUGCAGAGGCUAAGAAGGCGCAUGUAAAAUCUAAAGAAGCAUAGUUCAACUUGUGAGGCCAGAUUUGAAAAGGAAAAGAUAAAUCCCGAAGCGCAGAUGUCAGACACCGAGGCUGCCAGUACCUCUGAGGCUGCCAGUACCUCUGAGGCUGCCAGUACCUCUGAGGCUGCCAGUACUUCUGGGUCGAUAGUCAAUGUGUUGGAUGAUGCACCACCGUUGAUCAGAACAGACAGUAUAUACUUGACCAAAGCUAUGCUUGGAUACAAGACUGAUGACUCAAUAACCAGCAUUGGCAACAGUGUAGAUGGUUAUGUCCCAGGAUCAUCAGAGGAAGGCAAUUUUUAUGAAGAAAAUCUGACAGGAGAGAUGUCAGUGAUUCGGGCCAAAAAGCCAAUGACCAAGGGAAAGCUGGGGCAAAAGAGAGACUCACACGGAGAGAUGUCAGCGAUUCGGGCCAAACAGCCAAUGACCAAGGGAAAGCUGGGACAAAGGAGAGGCUCACACAGUGCCAAAGGAACAAAAAGGUUUUGGUCGACAAUAGAGGUGGAUGCAGUUGAAGAUUCCUUGAUGAAUUUUAUCCGAAUGGGAAAAAGGCCUGGAAAACAAGACUGUGAGAAAUGCAUUGCUGCUUCUCCCCAAGCGCUAGUAAACAGGGACUGGAGAGCAGUAAAGUUCUAUGUACACAACAAAAUAGUUGCAGAUCAGAGAUAAUAAGUGUAUAAGAUGCUUCUAUCUUGGUGUACCUCUGAGGAUUUAAUGGGACUUACUUGACUUAAGCUCAUAGGCAGUUGAUGAAUGUCCUCCAUCUCACUCUGUUUGGGGGAAGUUUUCCCAGGUGGGUUGUUCACUUUUGGAGUGACUAAGGUCUCAAGAAUACAAAGCCUGCUGACUUUGAAUGUUACAGAAAAAUAAAAUACAUUUUUCUAAACUA
This is a messenger RNA of Salvelinus namaycush (lake trout), 2242 nucleotides long. RefSeq lists its product as uncharacterized. Lineage: Eukaryota; Metazoa; Chordata; Actinopteri; Salmoniformes; Salmonidae. The record is from RefSeq and is a predicted model, not a curated record. The transcript has 7 exons. Bases 1408 to 2022 code for a protein of 204 amino acids.